AUUCUGGAUUCUCACAAUGAAGCUGAGGAAGCAGCUUUAUACAAUUGGCCGGUGCUAUUCGCACCGGCCCUGAAGCCCCACAAUAUCCACAGCCACCGAUCAUUAAUACUCAUGUCAUGGUUCGGCUCGCCUUAUCUGUGCGGUUCCGCCACGAAGAGUGGCGUAAAAUCUCACACGCACACGCCCAUCAUUGCCUAGGAUUCAAAUCAGCCUAAACGACCCUGAUAUUUCUUUUGCUAUGACUAUCAGUGAUGAACAGACGCCCCUCCUGAAGAAGCAUGAAGACGUACAUGAGCGUUUCACGAGAGGCAGGAAGAGAAGCAUCGUCGCGCUAGUUUCAUGGUGUGGGCUUCUACCCUUGUUCAUAUCUGGUUCUUUCUUUCCUUCCGUCCCGGGUAUCGCGCGAGAUUUGGAUUCUAGUGGACCAGUUAUUAGUCUUGCGGUCAGCUUGUCGGUUCUUGCAGCGAGCAUCGGUGCUCUAGCUGCUGCAUCAUAUUCAAGUUUCUAUGGGCGUCGUCCCGUAUACCUCGCCAGUCUUCCGUUGCUCUGCGUGGGGUCUUUAGGCGUUGCUCUAUCCCGAACAGUACCCCAACUUAUGGUUUGGCGAUUCCUGCAAACCUUUGGCGCUUCACCAGGCCUAUCCGUCGGUGCGGGAGUUAUCGGAGAUAUCUACAAGCUAGAAGAGAGAGGUGGAGCGAUGGGUAUUUUCUUCGGGGCAUGUCUCCUUGGCCCUGCAUUAGCACCAUUCGUCGGAGGCAUCGUAGCACAUUUCUUCUCAUGGCGGACGAUGCAGCUCACCCUGGGCGGGGCAGGACUUGGUGCAUUUAUCUGCAUGUGUCUGUUCUUCCCCGAGACGAGCCACCCAGGUGUGCGUGGUAUAGAUAAAAUCGAAGAAAAUUCAAAGGCGCGUUUCGUCUGGGUUAACCCAGCUCGUUCGCUCGCCCUCCUCCGCAGUCCCAACUUAGUAGCGGUGACUGUAGUAGGUCUAACGGUGCUAACAACGGAAUACGUUCUCCUAACAGCCUUACCAUAUACCAUUGGUGCUCGGUACAACAUAACGAACCAAGCGUAUCUGGGACUAUGCUUUAUCCCAAUAGGUUUAGGCAACUUGAUUGGCGCGCCGGCUGCAGGUCGAUUUUCCGACUAUAUCGUGAAACGAUACCGAAAGCGCCGGGGUGGAGAGUGGUAUCCCGAAGAUCGCCUGCGCGGCACUGUAAUAGGCGCAGGACUUUUCGUGCCGCUCUCUGUCUUGGGAUCUGGUCUAUUAACCAAGUACGUCCCCGGCAAGGUCGGGCUAAUAGCCAAUUUCGUGUGUUUUUUCUUGAAUGGGUUUGGUGUCGACUUGGUGCUUAGCCCUUCAGCGGCGUAUUGUGUAGAUAUGAUGCAUUCAAGGAGCGCGGAGAGCAUGGCAGCGAAUAAUGCAUUACGAUCUCUCUUUAUGUCCGUACUAAUCGCAGGGAUAUUACCCAUGGUUAAUACAGUUGGCGUGGUUGCCACAGACGCGAUCGCGGCUGCCUUUGCUUGGGUCGGAUUCCUUAUACUAUGGUUAACUAUCCAAUAUGGGGAUAGGAUGCGACAUUGGGUUGAUGUGGAAUAUUCGACAGUGCAAGAAAAUUAAUGCGGAAGAGUAUGGAUAGGGAUUUCCUGUAGCGCUGCUAUCGAGCAUU
Desarmillaria tabescens is the source of this 1667-nucleotide messenger RNA. Its product is annotated as MFS general substrate transporter. Gene Ontology annotation, biological process: transmembrane transport. The coding region runs from base 239 to 1618 and encodes 459 amino acids. The record is from RefSeq and is a predicted model, not a curated record. Lineage: Eukaryota; Fungi; Basidiomycota; Agaricomycetes; Agaricales; Physalacriaceae. Gene Ontology annotation, cellular component: plasma membrane. The transcript has 12 exons. Gene Ontology annotation, molecular function: transmembrane transporter activity.